This is a messenger RNA of Daldinia decipiens, 1765 nucleotides long. Its product is annotated as actin family. Gene Ontology annotation, biological process: Arp2/3 complex-mediated actin nucleation. The transcript is spliced from 7 exons. Lineage: Eukaryota; Fungi; Ascomycota; Sordariomycetes; Xylariales; Hypoxylaceae. The coding region runs from base 139 to 1458 and encodes 439 amino acids. The record is from RefSeq and is a predicted model, not a curated record. Gene Ontology annotation, cellular component: actin cortical patch; Arp2/3 protein complex. Gene Ontology annotation, molecular function: actin filament binding.
CUACAUCAUCGCCAACCAACUUCAACAGCUGCCCCGCGGGUUGUCUCACCACCACCACAACGACGCUACUUUCCUUUUCUCGGCGCCGAGUUUCGACUUGAAUCUCUCCGUAGCUUGCGUAGCUCCUAUCCUUUCAAAAUGGCGAACCAAACCCCUGCCGUUGUCAUGGACAACGGCACGGGAUUCUCAAAGCUUGGUUUCGCCGGUAACGAUUCUCCCUCGUUCGUUUUCCCGACCGCGAUAGCUACGAAAGGAGGAGCAGGCGGUAGCGGCGGGACCGGGUCUGGCCGACCGGCCGUGGCAAACAAACCAUCUUUCCUCACAGGGGGUGCUGGUCCCGGAGGCCAUCUAUCGACAAAACGGGGUACAGAAGACUUGGAUUUCUUCAUCGGCGAUGAGGCAAUCGCUGCUUCGAACGGGCCAGGCUACGGACUACACUACCCGAUCCGACACGGUCAAAUAGAGAACUGGGAUCACAUGGAAAGAUUCUGGUCCAACUCCAUCUUCAAAUAUCUUCGUGUCGAACCUGAAGAUCACUAUUUCCUCUUAACCGAACCCCCUUUGAACCCUCCCGAAAACCGAGAGAACACGGCCGAAAUCUUUUUCGAAUCCUUCAAUUGUGCCGGUCUUUACAUUGCUGUCCAAGCUGUCCUCGCCCUUGCCGCAUCUUGGACAUCGGCAAAAGUAUCAGACCGUUCUCUCACGGGUACUGUCAUCGACUCGGGUGACGGUGUUACGCACGUCAUUCCUGUUGCUGAAGGCUACGUAAUUGGGUCCUCGAUUAAGUCCAUUCCGAUUGCCGGCCGAGACAUCACCUACUUUGUUCAGUCCCUUCUACGUGAUCGAGGAGAGCCUGACAGCUCGCUAAAGACGGCCCAGGAGAUUAAGGAAGAGUACUGUUACGUAUGUCCCGAUAUUGUCAAGGAGUUUUCGAAGUUCGAUCGAGAUCGUAGUCGGUUUGCCAAGCACGUGGUCUCUCAACCAGGUGGUCGCCAGGUCACCGUCGACGUAGGAUACGAGCGGUUCCUUGCCCCUGAAAUAUUCUUCAAUCCAGAAAUCUACUCUUCCGACUUCCUAACGCCACUCCCUGUUGUUGUCGAUGGUGUCAUUCAAUCUAGCCCGAUCGAUGUUCGACGAGGAUUGUAUAAGAACAUCGUGUUAUCAGGAGGGAGCACGUUAUAUAAGGACUUUGGGCGAAGAUUACAACGCGAUAUCAAACAUUUAGUUGAUGCUCGAAUUCGAGCCAGUGAGGUCCGCAGCGGAGGAGCGAAGAGCGGUGGCUUGGAAGUGCAGGUCAUCACGCACAAGCGACAACGGCAUGGUCCAUGGUUUGGUGGUAGCUUGUUAGGACAGACCCCAGAGUUCCGAUCGUACUGCCACACUAAAGCCGAGUAUCAAGAAUACGGACCGGGGAUCGUACGAAGAUUUGCUCUACUUGGUGGACCUGGUGGUUCGUAGGGUAAAACAGACAUUUAAUUGCGAUACCAGAUAGAGGGCAAGAAGGUGUAAAGGGUGGAUGUGUAUUCAAAAGAGCAGCAAAGUGAUUAUUAAAUUUAUGAAUGACCACCAAAUUUUUCUAUCAUUUGCCUUUUUGAUGUCUCGGCCGAAAGAAAUUCCAAGUUGCUUACCGUGUCAGGUCUAAAUGUUGAUAUUAUGACUAUCCUAUCCGAGCCUUGUUUCGUUUCAAUAUAUAGUACAUAAGAUCUUGUCCUAUAAUUAAUAAAUUAGGGGUAGGGAUUUUACUCUAUUCCUUAGAUACCUUGUA